Molecule: messenger RNA, 627 nt
Organism: Hyphopichia burtonii NRRL Y-1933
Lineage: Eukaryota; Fungi; Ascomycota; Pichiomycetes; Serinales; Debaryomycetaceae
Exons: 2
Coding region: 1-627 (208 amino acids)
Source: RefSeq, a predicted model, not a curated record
AUGAUUCAAAGAUACACCUGCGUCCCAACAUCGGAAUACGAUGUCGCUAUUGUUACCAACGGUACUAUCGAACAAAUCGAGUCUAAAUUGAUUGAAAUCAACGAGAAAACUAAUAAUGAAAUUCCUCUCCAUUCAAAUUUUACGUACCUUGAUAAUUUCAAAGAGUUAUUGGAUUUCUUAAAGCAACACACUACUAAGAAUAAUAUUGACGAAAUUAAAUUCAAAGGGAAAGUUGUGUUUAUGUUUUUCAACGGAGUUGAAUUCAUUCAAGAUAUUUUGUCUGACUUGAUUGACUACUCAAUUCAAGUUGCAAAUAACUCAAAUCAUCAAAAUUUAUCAAAUGCUUAUUUUUACUUUGAUUCAACUAUUUCUUUCACUUCAAAUACCACCCCAACCGACCUACUUAACGACGCUAAUCUCUUCAACACCAUGGUCACCAUUGCUAAUGAUAUCUUGAAGAAAAUUAACUUUAUGGUGGAUAGAAUUCGAGGCAUCUUUAUUGACGACAUCCAAUUGGCUGGCGAAAAAGUCUACCCACUACACUGUAUAAUGCGUAACUUUCCAAAUGUGGAGAGAAUCGAACUCACUAGCUUUAGUUCGUUAUUAAUGAAUGAUAUGAUUGUUUAG